ACCACUAUUAAAAAGUGCAUAAUACAGAGCUCUAUCUAUCCAGAUUGCCUUGCCUCUCUCUCUCUCUCUCUCUCCUGUGUAAACUCCUCUUACCUACCUUCAAACCUUUCCAAGGCCGGAAAAUCUCAGAGAGAGAGAGAGAGGGGGGAGAGAGAGACGAUGGAGAGACUUAUCUACUCAAACCCUAUCCCAUCCAAACUCCACCGAAAGCCCUUCUCUCCUAAUCUCCCUCGACUCGCCCGAGUUGACGCCGCAAGACUUGAUCUUCCGUCGCCGUCACGCACCGAGUCCCGGUGGGUCGCCUCGCUCUCUCGAAAAAACAAAACUAAAUUCCCUGUUAAAUACUUGAUCUCAUCUUCCCUCGUAGAUUCACCAGAUGGGUCGAAGCCUAAACCCCAUUUUCUCAAACAAAUUGUGGAAAGAUCUUCUCAGCCACCAAAGGCAGUUGCUGCUGGAACAGUUGUACUACUUUCAGCUCUCAUUGUGAUAUUAAUCCAUCCAGUGAUUGUGUCACCAGCUUUCGCCACAUUUCAAACUGCAGUCAAGACGGGGGCUCCGGCUGCAGCCACAGCCGGUGGAAGGCUCAUUCAUAAUGAACUACUAACUAGUGCAUGGACCGGUUUCUUUGCCGGUUGCUUACACACGCUAUCCGGACCCGACCACCUUGCUGCUUUGGCUCCACUCUCAAUUGGCCGCUCUCGAAUUGAGAGUGCUGCUGUUGGAGCCCUGUGGGGUUGUGGUCAUGAUGCCGGACAAGUCAUUUUCGGCCUAUUAUUUCUAAUACUAAAAGAUCGGCUCCAUAUUGAAGUUCUAAGAACUUGGGGCACAAGAGUUGUCGGUUUCACUCUACUUGUUAUCGGUGCUAUGGGAAUCAGAGAGGCCUCAGAGGUCCCAACCCCAUGUGUUGCCCUAGAAAACGGCGAGUGCGAUGUUAGUGUCUAUGAAUCUCUGGAAAACCCAACAAUUGGGAAGAAAAAGAAGAUUGGUUUUGCAACUUUUGCCACAGGGAUCGUACACGGGCUCCAACCUGAUGCACUGAUGAUGGUCUUGCCUGCACUAGCUCUGCCUUCUCGCUUGGCUGGCGCUGCAUUUCUAGGUAUGUUCUUGGUUGGGACAGUAAUUGCAAUGGGAAGUUAUACCGUAUUUAUAGGCUCGUGUAGUCAGGCAUUAAAAGAGAGAGUACCUAGAAUAACCGAGAAGCUCACAUGGGCUUCUUCGCUUGUAGCAAUUGCUCUUGGACUAGCUAUCAUAAUUAGCCAGUUUUUCGGGUUUAGCCUAUAUUGAUUUAAGUUUGGCAUAGUUUCACUAGUUUACUCGUUAGUGUUUAGGAAAGAUUUGGAAAGGGGUUCGUGGAUUUGGCUGCAGCUGUGGAUCAUUGUUACGGUAUCUUAUGUCGAUGAGAAUUAUCAUUGUUAUUUAUUUGCCUUUGAUGGUUGUAAUUUUAUACACGAUGGAUACUUGCAUCUGAGGAACUCUUUGUAACUUCAAUUUACAGUCUGAGUCCAGAUUUGUUUACAAAUUUGCUCUUAUGAUC
Molecule: messenger RNA, 1534 nt
Organism: Camellia sinensis
Lineage: Eukaryota; Viridiplantae; Streptophyta; Magnoliopsida; Ericales; Theaceae
Product: chloroplast protein FOR GROWTH AND FERTILITY 2
Source: RefSeq, a predicted model, not a curated record